Messenger RNA from Candida albicans SC5314, 366 nucleotides. Its product is annotated as prefolding complex chaperone subunit. The record is from RefSeq and is a predicted model, not a curated record. Gene Ontology annotation, cellular component: prefoldin complex. Gene Ontology annotation, biological process: protein folding. Lineage: Eukaryota; Fungi; Ascomycota; Pichiomycetes; Serinales; Debaryomycetaceae. Bases 1 to 366 code for a protein of 121 amino acids. The transcript has a single exon.
AUGAAUCAAGAAGCAUUACAAAAAGUCCUACUUGAAAUGGAUAAUCAAUUAAAUAAAUCUCAAGCAGAAUUAUCCAUGGUUAAUUUACAACUUGAUCGAGCCAUGACAAAUUUAACAAUAAUUGAUACUACAAAAACUAAAUUAAAUAAAAUAUGUAAUACCCAAUCAAAUGAAAAAGUUUGGCAAGGUUGUGGUAAAGCAUUUAUUGGUACUAAUGUUAAUAAUUAUUUAAAUCAAUUAGAUAAAGAUACUAAAGAAUAUCAAGAUAGUAAAAAAAAUUUAAUCAUUAAACAAAAUUAUUUACAAACUACUCUUCAAAAAACUGUUGAAGGAAUGACUAAUAUUGUUGGUGGUGACAAGAAAUAG